AUGGCGGCGACAACAACAGCAACACCCGCCAUGGAAGCGCCCGCGGGGCAGACAUCAACCUUCGACGGACCGAUGACGGACGCGCAGUGGGAAUUUGUCCGGACAGGUGCCGGGCUGGUCGGCGGAGCGACGGUGGCGCUGGCGCUGCGGAUAUGGGCGCGGGCGGGCGUGAUGAGGCAUUUCGGACUGGACGAUUAUGCGGUUGUGGCAGCCUGGUUGCUGAGUGUUGCGUUUUUCGUUUGCGAGGUGCAGUGGAUGCAGUACGGUUUCGGUGACCACCUGUGGAACGUGACCGUCGCGCAGGCGAAAGAGUACGCUCAGUGGAGCAUACCAGUGCUCACAGCCUAUUGCUGGGCGCCGAUUCUAUCCAAGUUUUCGAUACUUAUCCUAUAUCACCACCUGAAUCCCAAUAAAGCCUUCCGUGUCGUGGUAUACAUCAUGAUAGCCAUCAUAGUCGGCUAUUCUGUGGCAUCGACGGUAGUGGUCGGCGCCAUCUGCAGACCAACCGACGCUACCAAGAGCCAAUGUCUCGACAACCUUACAUUGAUUCAGGCAAUAGUCAACAUCUCCACGGAUGGCCUGGUGAUUAUAAUGCCCGUGUCCAUUAUCCACAAGCUCCAGUUCCCGCUCGGUCAGUUAAUGGUAGUAGGAUUGGUGAUGGCCGGUGGUUUUCUCGCCGUGGCCGCCGCAAUAAUACGACUUAUCACAAUCCAGAGCAUCCGUGGUCUCGAGGACUACACUUGGGAGCAGACCCACGUCUCGUUGUGGUCAACGAUAGAGAUCAACGUCAUCAUCAUCUGCCAGUGCCUCAUUUCGCUCAAGCCGCUGGUCAAACACUACAUGCCGGGCAUGCUCGACGACGGCGUCUACUCGAAGUCACCCAACAACCGCGGCCGCAGCCUGAGCAGACUCAGCAUUCCCUUCGCCAUGAUGACCAAAGGAACAACCGGCGUGGUGGGUGGCAGCAGGAUAUCAAAGGGCUGGUGGAGGAGCCCGAAGAAGGACGAGAUCAUCAUCACGAAUACGUACGAGGUGGCAAGUACCUACGAGAUGAAAAUCGGCGGCGGCACGGAGAGUCAGGAGAAUAUCAUAAGAGGGAAGCAUUGA
Messenger RNA from Diplodia corticola, 1107 nucleotides. RefSeq lists its product as uncharacterized. The transcript is spliced from 9 exons. The record is from RefSeq and is a predicted model, not a curated record. Bases 1 to 1107 code for a protein of 368 amino acids. NCBI's taxonomy places the organism in Eukaryota, Fungi, Ascomycota, Dothideomycetes, Botryosphaeriales, Botryosphaeriaceae.